UGUGCUUUGUCUUUUUUUCGAAAAAACCUCAUCAUCACAUUUGUGUGGUAGAGGUCAGUGUUGCAAAACUAAAAGCUUUGAAAGCGUAAGGAUAAGAGGAAGCAUUAAUAAUGAUACACGUAGGGGAAAAGAAAUUGAUCAAUAACACAAGCUACAUAUUUCAUUUUUCAUAUAUAUAUUCAUAUAUAUCUUUUUCAUAUAUUCAUUAUUCACAUAUUUCAUUAUACUGUUGUUCUUAUUAAGAGAAGUGGGUAUUCAGGUUCAUCAUCUAAAAAAAAAAAAUCUCUCUUGCUCUUUUCAAUUCAAAAAAAGAUAGAAAUUGUCAGGAGAGGUUAAGUGAGGAGAGGUUGGGGCCAUUGUAGGCAUCUGACUUUGAGUUAAUAAAUGACAUGGCAGAAGGGGAUAUGCAUUUUUACAGAAUUGGAAUCUAUGUGUUUAGGGUUUAAAAGCAGUUGGCAGAGUCAAUUCAAAAUGAGCUGUCUGCUUUAAUACAUCAAGGACCCUGGCCAGCGAGAAAGAAAAUGUAUAAGGUGAAAAUGUUGAGACAAAAACGGUUGAAAGCAAAAUCCAGCUGGGCUUUUAGUGUGGGGAUAAAUGAACCCAAACCGAAGUGGCCUGUUGUCUGGAGCUUUGCACCAGAGAAACAAAUUGAAAACUGAUUAUGGAGAAAAUGAGGAACACUAUUGUCAUUUUAGGUUUUAUUUAAAACAUGUUCUUCUCUCUCUUAAAAGGUUUUUCAUUGGCAUCUUACUGAAACACUGAACACUGAUUUUUUUUAUGUACUUCUUUUUUUUUCUUUUUUACAAACAAUAAAAAUAACAGCUACUAUAUUAUAAUUAUAUUAGCCACAACCAAACAAUAACUUAGUUUUGUAAUAGUAUAAAGUAGUUUUACAAAACAAUAUAAUUAUCACGUGUCACACAUAGUUGUAUAAAAUACACCUGCUAAAAGAAAAAAACCCACAAUUGUUCAUAAAGCCCAAAUCAACAGGUUUAAUUACCAGCCGGGUCUGUCUCACUGACCAAGCACAGUAUGAAUGAACACACAGCUGACUGGUCAAACUGUUCAACCAGAACCAAAUAACUCACUGAUUAAUACUGGAAAUUUGCCUGCUACACUGAAAGGUCUAAAUUUAGCCAAAUGUUAAUGGAUUGAAGUGUUCACAGAUCUGUCAGAAUUAGGGAGAAGUACGUCAAGACGAGACUAAGUGAGAGGAGGAAAGCACCUCAUCAGAUUCAGGUGUCACUUUUCAACUUUUCCAGGAAAAACAUGAAUUAGAAUGCGAGACAUCUCAGAGAAACCUUUAGAUCCAAACACUUUAAGAAGUUUGUAACUCAGACCAUUUUAAAGUUUGAGUAAAACGCUGAAAACAGUUUUGAAGGACUUUUGUGUUGCAAGCAAGCAAAAAGUCAUACAAGUUCACAAUCUAAAGCCAGUGCAUCAGAGAACAGUCAAGAGAUGCAUGUGAAGUUCUGUUUGAGACUGUAUCUGACAAGUUCUGUUUCUUCCCCACAGAUGGGCAAUGUGUCAAAAACCGCCCUGUUUGUAUCCACAAUCUCCAGACAGCAUGACAUCCUCAUGGGAUCGCUUUAUUCAGUGUUUUGUGUCUUGUCGCUCCUGGGAAAUGGCAUGCUGUUGUUUGUAGCCUACCGUAAGAGGUCAUCUCUGAAGCCCGCAGAGUUUUUCGUCGUGAAUUUGUCUGUGAGUGAUCUAGGGAUGACCCUGUCUCUGUUUCCUCUGGCCAUCCCAUCUGCUCUAGCACACAGGUGGUUGUUUGGGGAGGUAGUGUGUCUCUGCUAUGCUGUGUGUGGGGUUUUGUUUGGCUUAUGCAGCUUAACAAACCUGACUGCUUUGUCGUCAGUAUGCUGUCUCAAAGUCUGCUUACCAAAUUAUGGUAACAAAUUCUCAUCCAGCCAUGCUUGCGCGAUGGUGGUUGGGGUUUGGUGUUACUCGUUGGUCUUUGCUGUGGGACCUUUGGCCCACUGGGGAGGUUUUGGACCAGAACCGUACGGAACCGCCUGUUGCAUAAACUGGUACGCUCCAUCCCAUGAUGCCCUUGCCAUGUCUUACAUCAUCAGUCUCUUUAUCUUUUGUUAUGUUGUUCCCUGUACCAUCAUCAUCCUCUCUUACACCUUCAUCCUGCUCACAGUGAGGGGGUCUCGCCAAGCCGUUCAACAGCACAUCUCACCACAAACCAAAGUGACCAACGCACAUACUCUUAUUGUCAAGCUCUCAGUGGCUGUGUGCAUUGGCUUCCUUACGGCUUGGAGCCCGUAUGCCAUUGUUGCCAUGUGGGCUGCGUUCAGCGCCAAUGAGCAGGUCCCACCCACAGCCUUUGCGCUGGCAGCCAUCCUGGCCAAAUCUUCCACCAUCUACAACCCUAUGGUUUAUCUUCUCUUCAAACCCAACUUUCGCAAGUCACUGAGUAAGGAUACUCAAACCAUCCGCCACAGGAUUUGUUUGAGUCAUAGUAAGGCCAGUCCCACAUCAGGAGUAAAGGACCGGCAGGUGCAGAACUUUCAGCAGUGCUGCAAUAAUAAGGAUGCCAGCACCUCCACCCCCUUUUCCAGUGGACAGGCAGAGAGUUAUGGAGCAUGUCAUGUCUAUGCAGAAGCAGAGCCACAUCUUCAGCAUGCAAGUCCCCAGAGAACUGCACGUAUUCUGGAGGGCAACGUUCAGAGUGAAAUUCCAGUGAGACAACUGACUGAUAAAAUGCAAAAUGACCUCCUGUGAGAGAUACUCAAAAAAAAAAGAAACAAUGCAUGAAAUGUAAAAAAAGUGAGGAUGAUGUAGCUUAGAUACCCAAACAAGGACAAAAAAAUGAGAACUUCCUGAAGAUUUCACCAAUGUUUACUGAACCAAAUCGAGAAAGCAUAUUUCCUUAAAUCAAGGGUUGUCGGUUCACCACGCUUUUUUGGUUGUUUUCUAACAUGCAUUAAAUGCAUAAUGUAUUCUGUGUCAACCGCCUCCAUUUGUUUGACUCAAAAGCAACAAAAUAUGGCAUGUGAAUCAUUAUUUGGUGAAUAAAGAUAAAUAAACGA
Messenger RNA from Puntigrus tetrazona (Sumatra barb), 3041 nucleotides. RefSeq names its product opsin 7, group member c (gene opn7c). Lineage: Eukaryota; Metazoa; Chordata; Actinopteri; Cypriniformes; Cyprinidae. Gene Ontology annotation, molecular function: G protein-coupled receptor activity. The transcript is spliced from 6 exons. The record is from RefSeq and is a predicted model, not a curated record. Gene Ontology annotation, biological process: visual perception; G protein-coupled receptor signaling pathway. Bases 1459 to 2733 code for a protein of 424 amino acids. Gene Ontology annotation, cellular component: membrane.